AUGUUACAAAGUCCACCUCAGUGGAUGUUGACAGAGUCUGACCAGAGUCCACAUUGUAAACUGGAAACUCUCAGACUGAGUGUCUGUAACCUCUCAGAAAGAAGCUGUGAAGCUCUGUCCUCAGUUCUCAGCUCCCAGUCCUCUAGUCUGAGAGAGCUGGACCUGAGUAACAACAACCUGCAGGAUUCAGGAGUGAAGCUGCUGACAGUUGGACUGGAGAGUCCACAUUGUAAACUGGAAGCUCUCAGGCUGUCAGGCUGUCUGAUCACAGAGGAAGGCUGUGCUUCUCUGGCCUCAGCUCUGAGCUCCAACCCCUCCCAUCUGAGAGAGCUGGACCUGAGCUACAAUCAUCCAGGAGACUCAAGAGUGAAACUGCUGUCUGCUGGACUGGAGGAUCCACACUGGCGACUGGACACUCUCAGGGUGGAGCCCGGUGUAGUCCGAUGGCUGAGACCAGGUCUGAGGAAGUAUUCCUGUAAAAUCACACUCGACACAAACACAGUGAACAGAAAGAUCCAACUGUCUGACGACAACAGGAAGGCGACACAAGUGAAGGAGGAUCAGCCAUAUCCUGAUCAUCCAGACAGGUUUGACGACUGGCCUCAGCUGCUGUGUAGAAAUGGUCUGACUGGUCGCUGUUACUGGGAGGUCGAGUGGAGAGGAGGAGUUCAUAUAUCAGUGAGUUACAGAGGAAUCAGCAGGAGAGGAGGCAGAGAAGACUGUGUGUUUGGAGGGAAUGAUCAGUCCUGGAGUCUGAUCUGCUCUGUUGAUGGUUACUCUGUCUAUCACAAUAAGAGAAGAACAUCCAUCUCCUUCCCCUCCUCUGUCUCUCACAGAGUAGCAGUGUAUGUGGACUGUCCUGCUGGCACUCUGUCCUUCUACAGAGUCUCCUCUGACACAUUGAUCCACCUCCACACCUUCAACACCACAUUCACUGAACCUCUUUAUCCUGGCUUUGGGUUCUGGUUCUGGUCCAGGUCUGGUUCCUCAGUGUCUCUGUGUUCUCUGUAGGAGGGAGAGUCUCCUCCUGUUAGAGAAACACAUCAGUUGAGUCUGUACAGGAUCACAGCUACAGAAAUCUUUCAGGUUAUUGUCAUAAAUUCAUCAAUGAACUCAAAGUGAUUUUCAAAGCUUCUCCAUCUAACAGCUGGAAAUAAAGCCCAACAUUUUCAU
This is a messenger RNA of Siniperca chuatsi (mandarin fish), 1173 nucleotides long. Its product is annotated as ribonuclease inhibitor-like. The transcript is spliced from 6 exons. The coding region runs from base 1 to 1011 and encodes 336 amino acids. Gene Ontology annotation, molecular function: protein binding. The record is from RefSeq and is a predicted model, not a curated record. NCBI's taxonomy places the organism in Eukaryota, Metazoa, Chordata, Actinopteri, Centrarchiformes, Sinipercidae.